Messenger RNA from Biomphalaria glabrata, 3764 nucleotides. RefSeq lists its product as uncharacterized. The coding region runs from base 293 to 1195 and encodes 300 amino acids. NCBI's taxonomy places the organism in Eukaryota, Metazoa, Mollusca, Gastropoda, Planorbidae. The record is from RefSeq and is a predicted model, not a curated record. The transcript is spliced from 6 exons.
GGUUCUAAUUUCACCCUUAAAGAAAAAGCACUGGACCAAUGGAAAACUCAAUAACCUAAUACAAUUAGAGACAAAACUAAGAGGUCGAAGAUAAUGUGGGAUCUGAAAAGGAAUGGUUAAAAUUAUCGGAGAAUUAUCGCUUCGUCCACUGAGUGACAGAGAGUGGGGAGCUUAUUUCCUCACUUGCCCGCUCUCCCUGGCACUCUGUAAACUGAUGCAAAGGGACGGAACUUAGAGUAGCAUAUCCUGACAAUUUCUCUUAAGAAAAGCAAGGGAGAUAACUGGUGUGACGAUGAAGUGGAUUAUCUUUUUGCCUCUAAUCUUACCUGUGAUGGCCAGUUGUCCGAAAAAGCUACAGAAAGAAAUAGCCAACUGCAUGGCUCCAGUUAAAGGAUAUUCAAAUGAAAUCUCGGCCAUCGGCAUGCUACAGUCAGAACUAGAGACCACGGAAGAGCUAUGCAGUGAUGGCUCCAUACAAAAUGUUUUCGACUGCCUCAGUAAGUUGUACAACAGAUGUGCCAAGACGAAAGACGCCAGCAGACACCUCAACCUCGCCGUGGACCCCAACAAGUGGAGGGACGCCAUGAAUAACAUCUGUAACCACAUUUAUUAUCUUAAGGACCAAGCGGAAUGUGAAGACCGAGUAAAAACAGAGUUCUCCUCCUGUGUCACCAUACAACUCAAAAACUUCAAGGAACAGAAAGAAACACUUGACGAGUCGCCGGAACCGAACAGAAUGGAAUCCCUCAUCCAUCUCACUUGUGUGAAUGCUGACAAAGUGUUGAAUUGUUUAAGGAGACCUUAUGAAAAAUACUGCCCUAGGCCGAUGACAACCCUUCUGAUCAAUACAGUAAAGGGUUUUACUCCUAAAAUGUGUGCCAACCUAAUCCCCACGCUUGAUGAGACAGACAAAGGCAGAAAGUCGACAUUUGAACCCACCAACCCGGACAAGGUCGAUGUGUUUCAUGACGACGAGGCUGAGAACGAGGACAGAGACGUGAAACCCCCCCAGUACUGGCCUUCCCAAGACAAUCCCCAUGUACCCCCCAGCAGGGAUGUGCUCGAGAACAGGGGCGUGGUCGGCACGGCUAAAAAACAGCAAAGUGGAAAUGGUACCUCCAAUCUACACCCCAAUGUUGCACUGAGUGUUAUCAUAGUGCAAAUUGUAGCAGCGUUCGUAAGCUGGGUGAAGUGACAUCGUAUUGAGCUCUUCAGUGACAGCUUCUGUGACCACCAAAUAAGUAUGUAGCCAAAUGUCUUUAGAUCGAACUAUACAUUUAUAUAUAAAUAUACAUCUUUGUUUUUAAAUGAGACUACAGUAGUGUUUUAGUAUUAUUGCUAUAAUUUUUCUAACCCCAAGCUAGUAGAUCACUAGUAUUCAAUUGGUUGCAAGUAGUGUGCUAGCAGGAAGAAGCUUGUUUGUCUCUCAUGAUUCCAGACACUGGCGGACACGUUGUUCUUUUUAAAAUAGUUUAUUAUUCCUACGACAUGAACUUAUAACUUUAUUUCCAGUUCUGUAAAGAUUGUGGUUAAAAACGUAUUGUUUUGCUUGGACAUCCUCAGCUACCAAAUGUUGUUUUUCCUCAUGGUAAUGAGCUCUUCGUUCAAUUUGAGACCAAACUUAAAUUUCGACCUUAAAUUUUAAACUUUGACAUAGAGACUUUUGGCUGCACAGACUUUGUUACAAGCAUUUAUUGCGAUUAUACAAUUCCAAAGACUUCCCCGAGCAAGUACGACACUCUCAGAUCGGUGACAUCUUUACAUUUCAAUAACUUGAUUCUUUUACAUUUGUUGUACAUAGAAUAAUUUUAUUUAUUUAAUGCUCUUUCUGUAACCUAUAUUUACACACACACAUAUUGAAUUCAUGAAUUUAAUGUUUAAAGAAAAUCAAAAACUAAUGUCAUGUUUUCAUAUUAUUAAAUAUUAAAAGUAUAACAAUUAUGAGUGGAGAUUGUAAGAGACAUAACUCCGAAUUCAUCUAGAGACACCAAGUAUUAUUUCUGCUCUCCCUUAUUGAGCUCGUGCUUUAUCAAAUUAAUGUUUCUGUUGCCAUUUUUACUCAUUAUAAUUGGUGUUAACUAUGCAUUUUUAAUUAAAGUAGUACAUUUGGUAAUUCUUUUUCUAACCUUAUUUUUUUACAUUUAAAUUGUUAGGUAUUUUUUUCCAAAUAAUGUCAUUUGAGCUUGUACAUCUGUGUGUUUUUUUAUGUAGUCUCAAUGAUGAUAUCUGUAUAUAAAGACUACUAUAUAGAGACCAUGUACCCUACUCAGAGCACUUAUAAUUAUUCACAUAGUUCUGUCAAAUUGUCAUACUAUCAACAUGCUCUAAUUCUAAAUGAACUGCAAACUUAUAAGUUACAAACUAUUCCUAGGAAUUAAUAUUUCUUGUAUCACGUAUAAGGUUUACAUUAACAUAAGCUCAUGUGCUAGAGACAUUCUUUCUUCAUUUCACCGAUAGUGUUUAAAAUAUAAUUUCUAAAUUUAGUCAAAAUUAUCAUUCUUGUAAAAUAAACUCUUAUCAUAUAAAAAUAUGUCUUUGUAUGUAAGCCAUCCCAUUAGGAUCAAUUUAUUAUUAUUUUUAAAACUUACAGUAUAUUAAAUAUAAUUUGUCUAAUUUGCUUUUAGAACUAGAGUAUUUCAAUAUUGUGUUGACACUGUAACAUGGUAUGACAUCCUAUUUCUUUACUCUAGUCUUUCUCUUUAUUAAUUUCCCGCGCAGUUUGUAAGUGUUUGACGACAGGUUGUAUGUUUUUGCAUAAAAUUUAAAAAAAAAUAUUUAUUUUAGUUACAUUUUGUUUUAAGUUUUAUUAUUUAACCUUUGAAUUUCAAUUACAAGACUUACAAGAAAAAUAAUUUGUUUUUAACAAAACAAUUAAAAAAAAAACAGGAAACCUGAGACUGAGAAUGUCAAUGGUUAAAAAAUGUUUAGAGGAGUAAUAUUUUAUUUUCUGACUGCGUCCUGAGUUCAUUCCACAAAUAAUGUGUCUUUGUACCAAAAUGUGUAUGUGUGAGUCUGUAUAUGAGUGUCUGAGUAUCAGCAUAUAAGUUUAUGUGGUCCUGUGUUUUCUAAGGCUCCAAUUUGCAGCUGUUUAUGUGUGUCUAAAUGAGUGGUUUUUUUUUUCUUUACUAUACAGCCAAUGUUGUGUUUAAAAUUCAAUGUACAUAUACAUACUAUAAAUAUUAGUGGUGUUAACAUUUUUUUUCUAUGUAAAGUCUGUAUAAAUUUAUGGUUUCAUCAAUGUGUAACACUAAACGUUAGUCCUGAAUAUAUUUGUAUAAUUACUUAUGCUCUCAAAGAAUCAAGGUAAGAACUAUUUCAUAAUUCUUCCAUGUAGGCUACGAAAGGUGUCACGGAGAUAACAAAUAAGUUGACAAAAUGAGUCCCUAAUGUUGAAAUAUAGAGACGCAUUGUGUAGCUCGAAGUAAAGGGCUUUGCAAUCAGGAGAAAAGGCAAAACUUGCGUCGUUAUUGUAAUACUUUAAGUGUCGUUCUGGAACUAAUGUCUGCUUUAAACUCUAUUCCAAUUGGAAAUACAUAAGAACAGUUUCCACUUCAUUACUAUAUUAUUACCGUGUAGGUUAAUGUCUUUGAUCAAAAGAACGUUGUUGUUUUUUUCGUAACUUAAAAUUGCAUACAUUUUAAAAAUCUUUGGACAAGCUGGUGUUCAGUAACAAGUUGUUUAUUUGUUUCGCAGUCGUCAAGUUUUAAACUUCAUUUUAUUGUACAAAGAAACAAAUAAAAACACCUGCUGGUUAAACUAGUCUU